Acaulospora morrowiae is the source of this 561-nucleotide messenger RNA. The record is from the annotation of a GenBank genome assembly. NCBI's taxonomy places the organism in Eukaryota, Fungi, Glomeromycota, Glomeromycetes, Diversisporales, Acaulosporaceae.
UCGAAGAAGAAAUUAUUAUGGACAACAGAGGUACAAGACAAUGAAAAGCUAUACAAACCAGAUACGAGAAGAAAUGAAAGGAGGAAUACGCGCCCAGACCCAAGGAACAUACCAAGAACGAGAGAAUGCUACUGCUAUGGUAGAGAAGGACAUUAUUCCCGGGAAUACCCCGAAAAUAUAUCACCAGUAUCAGUAACAUCUACGGCCGUAAAUCCUAUACCAAAUGUUCAUUAUUGUGAAUGGCAAUUGGAAGAGGAGAACAGUAUAGAUGCUUACGUUGCAGGAGGCACUAUGCUUGCAAAAAGAGAGAGACCCAAGUGCAAACCUGAAAGUAGUUCAGGUGAAUCGAGUCAUGUAUCCAAAAUCAGAAGGGCUGUUGAUCCGGUUGAACCGAUGGAAAUGAGUACCCAAUCCAUGGAAAAGGAGGUGCCAGCAAAGAAAAUAAGAAGAAAGAGAGAACCAUCAGUAAUUGAUUCGCUGGACCCAUAUGAUAUAGCAGACAACAUCUUAGCUUUACCUGCCACCGCGACAAUAGAACAGAUGUUACAAUACCCGAACUAG